Molecule: messenger RNA, 345 nt
Organism: Histoplasma capsulatum G186AR
Lineage: Eukaryota; Fungi; Ascomycota; Eurotiomycetes; Onygenales; Ajellomycetaceae
Exons: 3
Coding region: 1-345 (114 amino acids)
Source: RefSeq, a predicted model, not a curated record
AUGGCCCCCAUCGGGAGCGGAUUGAAUUGGAAAGGGAGAAUCAAACCAUUUUUUAUCCACUUCGACUCCGAUGUCGACGUCGACUGCAACUUCGACUACUGUUUACUAACUUCUCCCGGAAGUGUUGCGCAAGGAAUGCGCGGGAAAGAUCUCGUUUCAACUUCGCAAGUUGUGGAACCGCGCCAACUCAAAAUCCGUCAAAAACGGCAGGAUGCAUGGAUACUGACUGGCCCAUCUGUUCUAACUACCAGGAAAAAUGUUUAUGGUGCCGAGUUGAUGAUGAUAAACAAAAAAAAAAGACAGUCCCUGGUCCGUGGUAGUCUGGCAAAGCCCCGAAGUAACUAA